This is a messenger RNA of Alligator sinensis (Chinese alligator), 1318 nucleotides long. It is a transcript of the gene TMED2, whose product is annotated as transmembrane p24 trafficking protein 2. Gene Ontology annotation, biological process: intracellular protein transport; Golgi organization; endoplasmic reticulum to Golgi vesicle-mediated transport. Gene Ontology annotation, cellular component: endoplasmic reticulum-Golgi intermediate compartment; endoplasmic reticulum; COPII-coated ER to Golgi transport vesicle. The record is from RefSeq and is a predicted model, not a curated record. The transcript is spliced from 5 exons. Bases 56 to 682 code for a protein of 208 amino acids. NCBI's taxonomy places the organism in Eukaryota, Metazoa, Chordata, Crocodylia, Alligatoridae.
GCCGGAAGUUCCCCCUCCCUUCUGUCCCGCCGCUCGGCCCCCGCUGGGCUCCGCCAUGUCGCCGGUGCGGGCGGUGCUGGCGCUGCUGGCCGCGCUGGCGGCCCCCGCGGCCGGCUACUUCGUGAGCAUCGACGCGCACGCCGAGGAGUGCUUCCUGGAGCGCGUCCCGUCCGGCACCAAGAUGGGGCUCAUCUUCGAGGUGGCCGAGGGCGGCUUCCUCGACAUCGACGUGGAGAUUACAGGACCUGAUAAUAAAGGGAUUUACAAAGGGGAUCGAGAAUCCAGUGGAAAAUACACAUUUGCUGCUCACAUGGAUGGAACUUACAAGUUUUGCUUCAGCAACAGAAUGUCCACCAUGACUCCUAAAAUAGUGAUGUUCACUAUUGAUAUUGGAGAAGCUCCAAAAGGGCAAGACAUGGAGACAGAAGGUGGUGGAGAUACCUGGGAUGCUCAUCAGAACAAGCUAGAAGAGAUGAUUAACGAGUUAGCAGUGGCCAUGACGGCUGUAAAGCAUGAACAGGAAUACAUGGAAGUUCGUGAGAGAAUACAUAGAGCAAUUAAUGACAACACAAACAGCAGAGUGGUCCUCUGGUCAUUCUUUGAAGCCCUUGUACUAGUUGCCAUGACACUGGGACAAAUCUACUACCUGAAGAGGUUUUUUGAAGUCCGAAGAGUUGUUUAAGAAAACUGUUCUGAUCCCAAAUUCUCAAUUCACCGUCUACCAAAACAUCUUGGUCACAAAAAAGUCACUUAGUUUCUAAACCCUCUUUUCUGAACUAUAAAACUUGCUUAAGUUCCUUCCUAGUUAAAAUGACAUGGUUUUAUAUAUCUUCUGUAGCAAAAGCUGUGCUCAAAUCUCUUGUCACUUAAUUGGCAUAAUUUUUUUUUUCACUUGAACUCUGCCUAGUCUGUAUGCUAAGCGAGGUCCAACAGACUGCAAAUGCUAUAAUUCUCCUGUAGUAAUAAGCAAUGUUACUGUCCUUUUCUAACUUUUGUGUUUUCUAUUUUCAUAAUCCAUUGCAAUUCUGUCUAGGGAAACGGUACAUGGCCCUAACAUGACUAUUUGCAUUCUUCGUAUCUUUAACUCUGCAGUAGAUGUUAUGGAAUCAAAAUAAACCCCUCUUCGCUUCCAUGUACUGCCAAGAAGGAGCAAACGAAACAGAACUUUAUUCUGAUAAGGAAUAGAAGACAGCUGAGAACUCCACUAUAGUAUGCAUACCUGGUUACUGUAAAAAAACAAAACAAAACCAGUAACUAUCUUAACUACACUGAUUUGUUCCCUACAUUUUUUUUAAUUAAAGAAAUUGAUAUUACAAUA